AUGAAAAGACUUGACGUGUUUUCAAUGCAAAUUGUCACAAAAUACUUAGUAAAUUCCACUGACUUUAUUAAUGUUGUUUGUGUGUCCAAAAAGUAUCAAUACGUGCUUGAUAGAAUCAGAAUCAACCCAAUACAGAUAACACCAAAUAACAUGAAAUUAUUCCCAAAUAUCCAAACACUGAAUUUGUUUUCUCCAUUCGAUAUUCAACUCACAAACACAACAAUCGAACGACUCCAAUUUUCUUAUCCUAUUUCUUACGACAAAUAUUUGGAAGAGAAGAAACGUUUUAAUAUUUGUCAUUUUGUGAAAUACACAAAAACAGACAGAGAAAAGUAUGGCAACACGAUCCCUCAAAAUGUGUAUUGUAUCGACAACAACUGUUUUGAAGAUUGCGAACAACAAGUGAUAAAGAUCCCAUAUAGUGUCCGAGUUAUUUUAGAUAAUUCUUUUAAAUACGCACACAUCCGAGAAAUAUACAUACCUAACUCGGUAACAUUUCUUGGUGAUAACGCGUUUGAUGGAUGCACUAAUUUAACACAUGUGGCACUUCCAUUUUCACUCAAAUACAUCCCUCCGCUUACUUUCAACAGAUGCGUGUCUUUAAAUAAAGUUGACAUACCGUCAUCUAUCACUGGGUUUGGUUGUGAAUGUUUUGGUCGGGGUUGUGGAAUAGAGUCCAUCGUCGUCACACCAAAUAUUUGUGUUUCAUUUGAUGCAUUUGAAUACUCCAAUUUGAAUCACAUCGAAUUUGUUGGGCAAUCAAUCAUAGCAGAUAAUGUGUGCAACCACUGUUUGUUAUUGAAAAGUGUAAAAAUGGACACCACCGUGAAGAUUAUUGGAAGUUACUCCUUUUAUCAAUGUGAAAAACUUGAAGAAAUUGAUGUCCCGUCAUCACUUCAAAUCAUCGAAAAUUCCGCUUUUAGAAAUUGCACUUCUUUACGUAGAUUUGUAAUUCCACAAGGGCUAUUGUAUAUUGAUUCAUUAGUAUUUUGUAAUUGCUCCAGUUUGGAAGAACUGAAUUUUAAAGAAAGCACCAAGUUUUGUGGUAUUGAUACGUUAACCAAUUGCACUAAAUUAAGUGCACUGACACUUCCAAAUUUCAACGGUAAAUUGACAUUUGCGAUCAAUAAAGACGAAGAGCAAAUAGUUAAUAAAUUUGGGUAUACUGCACUUGAUGUUGUUAUUGAUGUUGAUGACGAAUGUCCUCCAAAUUACACCAACGAAGAAGAUAAAAUUGCAGACGAGAAAUUACAUGAAGUGAAAACCAAUUCAAAUUGCAAUGAAGUUGUGUUGUACAACCUCGAACAAUGUAAAGUGUUUGAUUUUCAUGAGGCAGAAAAAAUUGAUGGGGAAUUUUUCCAAUAUAAUGAUUAUCUCCAAACGGUGUAUUACCCAUCAACACUUGUGGACUUUAAUUUGAGAAGCAUUUAUAAUGAGGCACAAAACCCCGUUGAAAUCUCAGAGAAUUGUUGCAUUAAUAUGUACAAAUAUUUUUCUUAUGAUACAACUCAUAACUUUGUGUUUCCGACAUCCAUCACCAAAAUUGGAAAACACAGCAUUUGGUAUGGAGUUGAAAAUACAUUUAUAGUACCAAGUACUGUUGUUGAAAUAGGCAAGAACACGUUCAGUGAAUAUAAUUAUCUUGAAGAACUUGUCAUACCAAGCAGUGUCACCAAAAUAGGGAAAGGGUUUGUAAGUGGAUGUAGCUUGUUGACAAGUCUUGUGUGUGAAAAUGGCACCUCGUUUGAUUUAAAAAAUAUCACAGAAAGUGACGAUAUCAUUGUACAAAAGUUGACAGAAAAUACUACAUUGACCAAAUUAGUUAUUCCAAAUGGAGUCACUUAUGUGUAUAAUUAUAUUUCUAAACUCGUUGAUUUAAAAGAACUUUCACUACCUUCGACACUGAAAAAAGCAGACAAAUACCUGUUUUUUUAUAACAAAAAGUUGACCAAAAUAGAAACAAAUGGAGUGGAUAGAGACAUUUUCGUUGUGAGUUACGAGUGCCAUUUACGACUGAAAGCUCUUGGUUUCAAUUUUAACAAUAUUAAAUUAACAGAAGGUGACAUGAAAGAGUUUGGGUAUAUCUGGGAUCCACAAUUGUGUUGGCAAGACAAAAGGUUUGUUGAGCUUCAAAUGGAGAAAAUGCAAGUUACACACACCAUUGACACAUCAAACGAACACCACCUCAGAUACUUAAAAUACUCUGCUGAUGUGAAAAUUGCGACUUGUUACAACAAGUGCGUGAAAAUGAGUGACAAUGUCAAGUUAUAUCCACGCAUGUUUGUCGACUGGGUAAACCUCACAAGUGUCAUUCUACCAAACAAUGUGGUUAAAAUCCCGUAUAGUUGUUUUGUUAAUUGUUUCAGUAUGAAAACAAUUGAAUUGCCCACAAGUGUUACAAAAAUAUCUGAGCGUUGUUUCGAAGGGUGUGUUUUGUUGACAUCCAUUUCUUGUAACACAAAUGUCAUUCUUGGAAACAAGUGUUUUUGUUCAUGUGAUAGUCUAGUUAGUAUUCCACAGACAAAAUACUUCAGAAAUUCUGUCUUUGAACGGUGUACCUCAUUAUCUGAAAUUGCACUCUUUGAUGGACUUGAGACAAUCCCACAUUGUGCCUUCUUUAGGUGUUAUAAAUUGAGUAAAAUACGUAUACCAACUUCAGUCACGUGUAUUGGUAAAUUUGCAUUCAAAAAUUGUAUAUCUUUGACAUCAUUUAAUUCUGCAAAUGUGUUACUUGUCGAAGAUGGUUGUUUUAUGAACUGUGAGAAACUGAAAACUGUCUAUUUCAAUCAAAAGAAUGUUCAAAUUAAUUUUGACGUUUUUUCUGAAUGUACUUCGCUUCAAGAAAUACAAAUAGGCAAUGCGUCUAUCACACAUUGCGACUUUGAAGUGAGUUUUACAACAAGGAAAUACUUCUUCGAUAAAAUUGGUGUUGUGUGUAAUAAUGUCGUUUUAACACGACGAGACGUCGACGCAUUUGGUCUGUCAACGCUCAACGAAACGUGUAUACACCGUGUGGACGAAGGGUGUUUCUUCAACAACAGAAGUCUAACAAAAAUCAUAUUCCCUUCUCAUAUUAAGUCUGUUGGAUAUUACAGUUGCUUUAGUUGUGUCAACUUAAAAGAAGUUGUUUUACCUGAAGGUAUCACAGAAAUCCCAGCACAUAUGUUUGACUUGUGCACAUCACUCAGUUCCAUAAUUAUACCAACAAGUGUUACAAAGUUUGGAACAAAUUGCUUUUUCUCUUGCGACUUACUCCGUGAUAACCCAUCAAUCCCCAAAGAGGCUUUUGAUUAUGGAAAAGCCCACAAAUUAGGCUCUAACAAUUUAGAUUAA
Messenger RNA from Entamoeba invadens IP1, 3333 nucleotides. RefSeq lists its product as hypothetical. The coding region runs from base 1 to 3333 and encodes 1110 amino acids. The record is from RefSeq and is a predicted model, not a curated record. The transcript has a single exon. NCBI's taxonomy places the organism in Eukaryota, Evosea, Mastigamoebida, Endamoebidae.